Molecule: messenger RNA, 2582 nt
Organism: Mobula hypostoma (lesser devil ray)
Lineage: Eukaryota; Metazoa; Chordata; Chondrichthyes; Myliobatiformes; Myliobatidae
Product: somatomedin-B and thrombospondin type-1 domain-containing protein
Exons: 5
Coding region: 347-1135 (262 amino acids)
Source: RefSeq, a predicted model, not a curated record
AUUUCAGCCUCCGACCAAGGGUUAUCGUUCUCGGCGGGGCUAUAUUUUGUUUUGUAAAAUUAGAAAAGUUUAACUUUUCUCAUAUUUAGAAUUUAAUUACUUAACGCGGUUUUCCCGAAGUCAUAUUUCCAAAACAGAAAGGAACAAGUUUGGUAGCAUUAAUCUGAAAGCACCUUUAAAAAAAUAAGAGCUCUCUUCUGGAUUAAAAAAAAGAAUAUUAUCUUUGAUGGAACUAUUUUCUUUUUGACUGAAACCCACGUCAGUAAUACAAGAGUUGACACGCUGUGCAGUUUUUCACUGUGGACGCCAAUUGCCCCACUUACUGCGGGAACAGCACUGUAUUACAAUGUGGAGUAAACAACUCAUUUUUCUACUUCUGGAACUGGUGUGGCUUUUGGAUGUUACUGAAGCAGGGUGCUCCGAAUCGCAAAAAUGCUGCAAAGGCAGGGACCAUGGGUGCAGCAGCUCAGGUUGGAGAAUGGAUCGAGUUUACGGGACUUGCUACUGCGACGAAGCGUGUAAAAGCAUUGGCGAUUGCUGUUACGAUUACACCCUGACCUGUCCAGCUCGUCCAUGUGUCGUGAGUGAAUGGAGCCAGUGGAGUGGCUGCGCUGAGCAAUGCGUGCCCAGUGUCCGGAUUCGGCAGCGCCACGUCGAACAGGAGCCUCAGAAUAAUGGAGACCCCUGUCCUACUCUGGAAGAGCGAGCAGGCUGCCUGGAGUACAUGGAUUACCAGGGCAUCCGCUGUGGACAGUCUCAUGAACCUGCUUUUAUAAGCACCGCAGAAUACAAUAAUGGGAGAAAACAGCACACUUUGUUUGGGGAUGAAAAGAUGCCUGGAUAUUGUGCGGAGUUUGUGAUUGAGUCGCUGUCCUUCCACUGCACUGUAGAGAAUCGUCCAUUCGCCAGGUGGAUGCAGUAUCUCCGAGAAGGUUACACUGUUUGUGUAACAUGUCAGCCACCAGCCCUGAAUUCACACAACCACCGUUGUCAUGGUGAUGAGGCAACUAUUAAUGGGACUCGUAUAUCACAGUGGCAAGCAGUGGGUAAUUCUCGGUGCAGAGGAACGUGGAAAAGAGUGAAUGGGGGACUGCAGUGCUCAUGCCCUGGUGUCCACAGUUUUAUUUUUAUUUGAGUAAUUAUUAUUUUAGAAACAUUCUGCACAAGGUUAUCAAUUUAUGAUUAUGUUUACUGUACAUCGGAAAAAACAUCAUUUUACUUUGAAGAUCACAUUUCACAAAUAUUAUCGUCAAACAGGAUUGCAUCAUUCUGAAUGUGAAUUAAGGUCUUUAAAAAUAUUAGUUUGAAUUGUUAAUGUUCUGAAAACACGGUUGGUGAUCAUUUGUGAAGGUUAUCAUACAUACUUAGAUUCAAAACUUGAAGUUCUUUGUGACCAUCUCCCACAAUAUGGUUGUAUUUUUAGGGGCUUAUUUAAAAAUUAGUAGCAUAAUUUUCUCCAGUUUAGAAUUAAUUCUAAUCACUACGAACACAUUAAGUGAUUUGUCUUUUCAGGACUAAAUCAUAUUCUGGCCAAUUAGAUUUAAAAAAAGCUCAGAUAGAUUAGAUAGAAGAAUAUCUUAAACACUUCAGUGCAACACUUUGACAGUGACUUAAACAUCUUACUUAGGAUGCCAUAACAUCAGAGUGUAGAUUGCAGAAAUGAUGGGGGGCAUGGUCGGUGGGGUCCUAAGCAAAUUCUGUGGAUUUGUUAUUGUGAAUUCUGCAUUGCAUCUGGACUGGCUUUAUUUGGCCAAGGUGCAAAUAAAUAGGAAAACAAUUGUGCUAAUUCUUCAGGCAAGUCAGUGCAUUUUUAUAAGGACAAAGUCAAAUGUGUGUUUUGGGAUUUUAGCCCAGUAUCAAUUCAUAACAGCAUUUAAGAGUGCUAGUAAAAGGGCACUCUUACAUUGGGUCUUCCAUGGACAUAAGGUAUUCCAGAUUGUCGAUAGCCACUGAGAACCAGUAGUUGAUGACAUAAGCCAUCUUGGCCAUCCAUGGUUUCAGUAUUUUCAUAUUAGACAUCCGGAUCAUACGACCUGCCAGAGAGCUCUAGAUCACCAUGCAGCAUCGGCCAAUGACAUUUGUAUUUGUAGCACUCAUGACUGACUAUCUUUAUGGAAGCAGAAAUCCAGUGUGUGGUAUGACCUCAGCAAAAUCUGAAAAGUGCACAUCCACUCAUAGAUAGAAUGAUGUCAACUAAUAAGUGUGUGUAAGUUUUAUGGCAAAUUUAAAAUGAAGUUCAUUUUAAGAAUUGGUUAUGGAGAAGUUUACAUCUGCAACAAAGGAUUAUUAAAAUUUAGGGAAAAUCAAAAAAUAGGCAUUCUAAUGGUGGAAGAAAACCAGAAUGUUUUUCCUAAUUCUUAUCAAUUAUUAAAAUAUGGACAUUAGUAAUAAACAACUACAAAACUGUGCAGGUUUACUGUUGUUGGAAAUGUGUAUAAUGAGAGAAUGCAUCUAAAUAUUGCUAAUAACCUUUAAAGUAGAAACUCACAAGCUUCAUGCAUGAGUAUGUUUUUGACACUGAAAUGACAUCUUUUUCAAUUUGGCAUUGCACAAAAUAUAAUUAUAAUGUACAUUUGUCAUCA